Molecule: messenger RNA, 879 nt
Organism: Penicillium canariense
Lineage: Eukaryota; Fungi; Ascomycota; Eurotiomycetes; Eurotiales; Aspergillaceae
Gene: echA
Product: enoyl-CoA hydratase echA
Exons: 4
Coding region: 1-879 (292 amino acids)
Biological process (GO): fatty acid beta-oxidation
Cellular component (GO): mitochondrion
Molecular function (GO): enoyl-CoA hydratase activity
Source: RefSeq, a predicted model, not a curated record
AUGUUUGCUCGUCGCUGCACUCGUCUGGUCUCCUCGCGGACGGCCGUGUCCUUGACCUCGUACUUGGCCCGUGUCCGACCAUACUCGUCCGGCCCAAGCUAUGAGCACAUCCUCACCUCUACUCCGAAACCUGGAGUUGGCUUGAUCACCCUCAACCGACCCAAGGCUCUCAACGCCCUGUGCAGCCCUCUUUUCACAGAGCUCAAUGAAGCUCUCAGCAAGUAUGACAAUGACAAGGACAUCGGGGCGAUCAUUAUCACAGGCAGCGAGAAGGCUUUCGCCGCCGGCGCCGACAUCAAAGAAAUGGCCCCAUUGAGCUUCGCCGCCGCCUACACUGAUAACUUCAUCGCGCCAUGGUCUCAUCUAGCCAACACGAUCCGCAAACCCGUCAUCGCCGCUGUCUCCGGCUACGCCCUCGGCGGCGGCUGCGAGCUGGCCAUGAUGUGCGACAUCCUAUAUUGUACCUCAAACGCGACCUUCGGCCAGCCGGAGAUCAAGCUCGGCACCAUCCCCGGUGCGGGGGGCUCGCAGCGCCUGACCCGAGCCGUUGGUAAGAGCAAGGCUAUGGAGCUUAUUUUGACGGGCAAGAACUUCAGCGGCAAGGAGGCUGGUGAGUGGGGUCUCGCGGCACAAGUUGUGGAUGGUGGGAAGGAGGAGCUGCUUGAGGUUGCUCUCAAGACUGCCGAGACUAUUGCUGGAUACAGCCGUGUUGCCGUCGUUGCAGGCAAGGAGGUUGUGAAUAAGAGUCAGGAGCUGUCGCUCCGGGAGGGAGUUGAGUAUGAGCGGAGACUGUUCCACAGCCUGUUUGGCAGCAAGGAUCAGAAGAUUGGUAUGACUGCCUUCGCUGAAAAGAAGAAGCCCGAGUGGUCCAACGAAUAA